UUAUUCGCCCACAAUUGCUGAUAAAAUUCACAUCCACCAAGUGGCCGACAGUGCCACCAGCACUAGUCUCAUGAAGUCAUAAUAAGUGCCAUCUUCCUGAUACAUCUUCUCCAACAAUCGACAACUCCCUAUAAAAAAAAGAAAAGGAAAAAAGAAAUUUCUCCAAAAGCUUUUCACAAAAAUGGCGGAAUUUGUCUUAACAAAAUUAGCAGAGUCCGUCUUGUCCCAAUCAGUAGAAAGAAUCGCUAAGCUUCUCAUCCAUGAAGCUGCGUCCUUGAGGAAUGUGAGGGAUGAUGUGGUGCUUUUGCAAGAUGAACUGCAGUCCCUUCAGGGCUUCAUAAAAAGUGCAGAUACCAAGCAACAUCAUGACAAGCACCUCCAAUGGUUGGUACUAAAAGUGAAAGAUGUAGCUUCUGAUGCUGAGGAUGUUAUUGAGACUUACAUCUUCAAAGUAGCCUCCUCUUACAUCAAAGCUUGUCAUAAUAAAAGAGCUCGAGCCCAGAUCAGCUUUGUUCGAGAGAGGAUCAAAGUCAUCUUUACAAGUAUGCAGACUUAUUGGAUCGCAUCUGUUGCUGCUGGCGAGGUCGAGGCGAGUGUUUCAACGGUGGAGCUGCAGCGGAAGCUGAGAAGAAGAUCUCCAAAUGAAGAAGAGGAGGAUGUUAUUAUCUUGGAGGAUAGCUUCAGGGAUUUAACAGCUAAACUGACCAAUGUGGAAGAUCAGCUCCGCAUUGUCUCUGUAGUGGGCAUGGGCGGUUUGGAGGAUGGUCUAAAUGACUGGCUUCAAGGAGAGCUCAAAGAGAAGCGGUGUCUGGUGGUACUUGAUGACAUAUGGACGACUGUAGAUUGGAAUUCUAUAAAAGGUGCUUUCCUAGGAGGAAAGGAGGGAAGCAAGCUUCUGUUUACCACUCGCAAUGAGGAAGUAGCAACAUCUGCUGAUCCAUUGAGCUCCAUAAUUAAACCUCGUAUUUUGACAGACAAAGAGAGUUGGGAGCUUCUACAAAAAAAGGCAUUUCCAAAAGGAGGUUGUCCACAAGAAUUUGAGGGGGUGGGAAUGCAGAUGGCCACAAAAUGUGGAGGACUGCCUCUUGCAGUGAUCGUACUUGGUGGUUUGUUGAGGACAAAAACUACAUUUAAGGAAUGGGAGAAGGUGUUGGGAGAUAUAAAUUCAUACUUGAACAAAGUGCAAUCACAUCAAGAAUAUGAAGGAGUGAAUGAAAUAUUAGCCUUGAGCUACUAUGAUCUGCCUUACUACUUGAAGCCCCUGUUUCUAUAUUUGGGCAACUUCCCAGAGGAUACUGAAAUACCCAAAAGUAAAUUGGUCCGAUUAUGGAUAGCAGAAGGAUUUAUACCCAGGCCCAAACCGACAACGAGGAGAAGAGAAGAGCUGAAACAAACAUUGGAAGCUGUAGCAGAAGGACACUUGGAAGAGCUGAUCCACAGGUGCAUGGUUCAGGUGGAGAAAAGGGACCAUACAGGAAUAGGUGUCAAAACAUGCCGCAUGCAUGAUCUUAUGCGAGACUUGUGUAUAUCCAAGGCAAGAGAGGAAAGCUUUGCUCAGAUUAUCCAGCAGCAGCAUGAGAGCAACUUGUCUACUGAUGUUUCUGCGGCUUCUUCAUAUGAGCAUUUGGGUAGUGGUCAUUCCCGAAGACUAGUCAUCCAUCCUGGUUUUGAUCGUCGUUUCAGAAAACCUUGGGCAUGCAGCACCUUUUUCAGAAAGCUGCUUGGUUGCAAUAAUAAUCCGUCUUCUUCUUUGGUGGAGUCUAAUUGGGUGGAACAGCAGGUACAUCCCAAUCUUCGUUCUCUUUUGUGUUUGGGUGGCAUUCUUUCUUUAUCAACAUUAAAAUCAAGCAAUUUCAGAAUGUUGAGAGUGCUGGAACUUUAUUUUAGAUUGGGAUCUAAAAUUCCUGGAGGCAUUGGUAAUUUAAUUUGCUUGACAUAUUUAAGUCUCUCGUGUGGUAAGUAUGAAGAUAUAAGUCUGCCAUCCUCCAUAGGUAAUCUGCGCAAUUUGUACACUCUAGAUCUUGGGAAUAAUGCGAAUGUCAGAGGAUCAGUGGGAAAGAUAUCAAGAUUGGUACGUUUGAGAUAUCUGUCACUACCACGUUAUCAGCACAAUCAAAGUGGUUUUCGAAUAGAUAAACUAAAAGAUAUUGUGACCUUAAAGAAUAUACCAGCUUGUGUGUUGAUUAGAUCAUAUGAUGCACUACACAAAUUGACUAAUCUUCGAAAAAUAUCGAUAGUCUGUUCUGGGUUUUAUCAUAAUUAUAAUGAAGAUCAUGUGAGAAGGGUGUUGAGGUCCCAAAUCGUUCGAUCAGGCCGCCUAACAUCCUUGCGAAUCUUGAUAAAAGGACUGUUGAUAGAAGGCACCGAAGCUGGAUUUCCAAGUCUGAAAUCACUUUCCUAUUGUAAGAGUCUCUCUAAAUUAGGUUUGUGUGGGAAGAUGAAAUUACAACAACAGCAAGGAUUAAUACGUCUUCCACAAAGCCUUACCAAAUUGACUCUGCGCAUGUCUUACAUGGAGCAGGACCCAAUGCCAGUGUUGGAGAAUAAGCUACCAAAUUUAAGGUUUCUUAUGCUUGGUUUGGAUGCAUAUGUUGGUUCUGAAAUGGUUUGCUCUGCCCAUGGAUUUCCAAACUUAGACACUCUUCAACUCACUACAUUGUUUAAGUUAAGAGAGUGGAUAGUAGAGGAAGGUGCGAUGCCGAGUCUCAAGAAAUUAACCAUUGACCAUAUUCAGAAAUUAGAGAUGAUUCCAGAAGGCUUGGAAUUUGUGACUUCCCUCAAAGAAUUGGAAAUUGUUUCGAUGAGCUAUUCCUUCUGCGAGAAGCUUCAAAUGAAAAACGGAAUUGAAGGACAGGAUUACUACAAAAUCCGACAUAUACCCUCCAUCUCUUUUAAUAUGUGUACUCAAGAUUAAUUUUAUGUAUUUUUUUUUUUUUUUUAAAAGAUCAUUUGGAAUUUUUUUUGUUUUUUAAAUUUUAUUUAUGUGAUGCUCCAAAUUUUUUUAAGUAUUUAUUAAAUACGACUUCUGCUGGUUUGUUUGGAAAAAUCCCGUUCUUUGUAUA
This is a messenger RNA of Ziziphus jujuba (common jujube), 3062 nucleotides long. RefSeq names its product disease resistance RPP8-like protein 3. Bases 182 to 2914 code for a protein of 910 amino acids. The record is from RefSeq and is a predicted model, not a curated record. Lineage: Eukaryota; Viridiplantae; Streptophyta; Magnoliopsida; Rosales; Rhamnaceae. Gene Ontology annotation, biological process: defense response to other organism. The transcript has 2 exons. Gene Ontology annotation, molecular function: ADP binding.